Molecule: messenger RNA, 1747 nt
Organism: Arvicanthis niloticus (Nile rat)
Lineage: Eukaryota; Metazoa; Chordata; Mammalia; Rodentia; Muridae
Gene: Brd3os
Product: BRD3 opposite strand
Source: RefSeq, a predicted model, not a curated record
UCCGUCCGCAGGCGGGUCCUCGGCGCUCGGCUCGCCACGCCUGCGACGCUGCCAUGGAGACGUAGCCGCGGCCUCCUGGCUCUACCCGGGACCUGGAUCCCUUGCGUCAGCAGGCCCACGCGUGUCCGCGAGCGCCGAUGACAAAGUCAGCUUCGCUGGAGCAUCCGGGCAAGCGGUGACUUUGACGGGCGCAGGGGCGAGGGACUCGCAUUCUUCCUCCUCUCUGAUCCAUAGCUGAGGAAGGUUUCUCUCACCAGCAGAGAGGAGACCCUGGGACCACCAAGCAUCCAUGGAUUAUUAAGGGACCUGAGAUUGUCCAACCGCCUCAUCCUUCCACUCAGCUCAGCUAGCUGCAUCCGUGAGUAGUCUCGCUGAGCUCUCUGACCCAUAGAGGCUGCUCCUUGGUGGUGAGGCCCAUACUGGGCCUGUCCCUGUCUGUCUCCCCUCCCGACAGUUUCUUCCCUUGGCAAUGUCACCCUUGGUUAAGAGUGGAAGACUAGAUGGAAGAAAGGACCUGAACCAACGCUUAGUCCACAUUCCCACUGUGUUUUGAGUGGUGUGGGCAGGUCAUCCCCUGCUGCAGGAACCUUGGAUUCAUCUCUUUGAGCUCAGCAGUAUUGCGGAGGCAGUGGACACCUGACAGGCUUCCCAGGAGUGGUGUGGCGUCACUGUCAACACUAUAGCACUUUCUGUCUGGAAUGGCUCUCCCAUGGCUUCUGAAUGGUCAGAGAUGUGUCUUGGAGUCUCCUGCCUUCCUAAGGAUCUUUCUUACGGAAGGUCUGAGUUACCUACUUUCACUAUUAAGUUGAACAAGGACUCCCAAACCCAACAUCUAUCAAGAUUGUUGGGCAACUAAAGCAAAGCAGCCAGCUGUUCCUGGCCUAGGAGGGAAGCCAGGUGUGCAGGACCCUGGACCUGUGGGAUGAGUGGGCGAGUCCCGCUGGCAGAGAAGGCCCUGUCAGAAUCCUAUGCCCGCCUUCGGUACAGGGACACAUCCUUGCUCAUUUGGCAACAGCAGCAGCAGAAGUUGGAGUUUGUACCACCCAGUACAUACCUGAGCAGAAGCCGCAGCAUGUGGUACUCCCAGUACGGAAAUGAGGCCAUCUUAGUCCGAGACAAGAACCAGCUUGGGGUCUCUAGGGACACGGGCCAGUCUAAGUUUUGCUCGAUCAUGUAAUUCCAGGGAGAAGACCCAUGAUGGCCAUGAAGAUCAAGCUGUGGUAUAAAAGCCCAACACCCAAGAAUGUCAUCCAACGCUUUAUUAGUGGCACACUGGGCCCCUUGAUGUUCCCCUCACUGCUCAGGCCCAGGAAAUGCUUCCAAACAAAAGGGAAGCAAGAGACACAUCCCCCCACCCCCCAACCUGCUCCUAUGAGCUGCUGCCUGUUAUAGAAUGGGUCAAGUCCAGGGUAAGGAGAAGAGUCUCUUCUUGCAGGGUCCCAAAUCUGUCAGUUCACUGCAGUGACAUGUGAAAGGCCGCCAGUGCUGGUAGUGACAUUCCAGAACCAAGAGUUUUAGUGACCAAUUGCUCUGUAUGUUACUGCAUCAAGGUAGCAUCCACACUGGCCACCAGAUGUGGUCUCAUAUAUAGGCGUGUCCUUAAGCAAAAUGUGGCCCAAAGUGAUGGGGGAGGGGGAGCGGAUUCUAAUGGUGAAGCACUGGAGCCUCUCUUCUACCAGGUUGCAAAGGCUAGCACAGUCCACCCCGUGGCUAUGCAAAUGCAAACCCAAGCUUUCUAAAUAAACAU